AAGGCUCUAUUAGUAAUUUCGCUAUCACAAUUCACAAAUAGAAGCAAAUUCCCCUUCCACACUCCUUUUACUCUCCACACCUCGACUCCGCAAUUUCUAUUCUAACGCACACCAAAAUCGAAGAGCCUUCAUCUCUCUCAGCGAAGAAAUUAUGUUGUUCUUCUCGUACUUCAAGGACUUGGUGGGGCGGGAAGUGACGGUGGAGCUGAAGAACGACCUUGCAAUCAGGGGGACUCUGCACUCCGUUGAUCAAUACCUCAACAUCAAGCUUGAGAACACUCGGGUUGUCGAUCAGGACAAGUACCCCCACAUGCUUUCAGUGAGGAACUGUUUCAUCAGGGGGUCAGUGGUGAGAUACGUUCAACUACCUCCCGAGGGAGUCGACAUUGAGCUGCUUCAUGAUGCCACGAGAAGAGAAGCUCGGGGUGGCUGAAUAAUGAUUUGUCUGUAUCCUAUGAACACUUGAUUCAAGGUACUCAUGGUUGAAACUAUUUGUUGAAGCAAAUUAUGCAUUGUGAUGUGAUUUACGCUUAAGCAAGCCUAGUGCUUUUGAAAUCAUGGAUAUUAAAAUCCUGAUACGUUGUGAUUUUAAGAUCUCAAAAAGUCAAAAGGAUCCGGACUUCAACAUCAAA
Alnus glutinosa is the source of this 632-nucleotide messenger RNA. Its product is annotated as sm-like protein LSM2. The transcript is spliced from 3 exons. Gene Ontology annotation, biological process: mRNA splicing, via spliceosome. The record is from RefSeq and is a predicted model, not a curated record. Gene Ontology annotation, molecular function: RNA binding. Gene Ontology annotation, cellular component: U4/U6 x U5 tri-snRNP complex; Lsm1-7-Pat1 complex; precatalytic spliceosome. Bases 152 to 433 code for a protein of 93 amino acids. NCBI's taxonomy places the organism in Eukaryota, Viridiplantae, Streptophyta, Magnoliopsida, Fagales, Betulaceae.